GUGUGCAAUCGCAGUACCGCUCCACUGGAACAGUUGACAAUCAUGUUGCAGAAAAUCACCCUCGCGUGUCUCCUCGUAGCUUCGGUCUACGGAGCCGGACUAUGGAACCCCGACUUAAGAACGACAUUCGGGCUGAACCCCUUGGGCAUUGGUUCUAGUCAAUUCAUUCCCAAGGCAAAGAGCAUUGAUGAAGCCAUCAGCAUGAACUGGGUGAAGAGAGACCGCCCCGCAGGACCUGCAGGACUCGAGUCUCUAGAGCUGUGGUGUCCUGCUGACGAUUGCAGCUUCUGUUCCCUGUUCGAUGACACCGGUUACAUCGCUGGUGUCCAGAUCGGUGUCUCCAAGAGUAGGAUGAGUGACUGGGUCUUCGACCCGGCUGUAACAGGGUUCACUUCUUGGACCACAACCAUUAACGGACAAACUGCAGAAUUCUACACCAUCCAGCUUUACUUCAUCUCUGCUGAAAUUCUCGCGACAAAGAAGGAGGACCGUUUGGCCAGCCGCAAUAAGGAUCUGUUGAUCCAGCACGGCUACGUAUGGAUGACCGCCUUCAAUGGCGAGCUUUACGCUCUCUCCACCGACACCUCUCUCUUGGGCACUUCCCAGAGUGAAUUCACCACACAAGCCUGUGUACUUUGGAUGGGUCAACAUUACUACCACAAGAUGUCGAAGACCACGCCGUGCGCCGGAGACACCCUUUUCCCGUGGUUCGCUCUCAUGGACUCCGACCAGCUGAUCGGUUUGGGUUUCAUGACCUUCGGAAAAUACACCGUAGACAGCAACGUCCAGGACUUGUUUGAACAUCCCGACGAAUCUGCUGUCAAGAUGAUUGUCAGCGACGGCCCUCAGUGCCUGUAUGACCUGACCAGAACCCGCGGAGUCCUGACCAUGCACGUCUACUUCAUCGACACCCCCCAACUAGUCGGAUGCCCAAUCUUUGGUUAAAUCAUUUUCCGAAUCGCUCAUAACUUGAAUAACGUGUUAUCUUGUUUUAACUAAUGAAUUAUCUAAUUAAAUGUUGUAUAUAAA
Molecule: messenger RNA, 1029 nt
Organism: Trichoplusia ni (cabbage looper)
Lineage: Eukaryota; Metazoa; Arthropoda; Insecta; Lepidoptera; Noctuidae
Exons: 7
Coding region: 43-945 (300 amino acids)
Source: RefSeq, a predicted model, not a curated record